GAUGUAGGCAACGUUUGAAAAACAACUGUUAAACCGACAUCGUGUUCGUGUUGCAACCCGUUCCUCGCACCUUCUCUGACAUCUUCUUGCUGUUUCCCCUACGUUCCAGGCCUUGUUUCGCCUGUUCCUCGUACACCAGUGCAUAUACCCUUAUUAUUCAGAUACCGUCAAAAAUGGGCUUUCAGGCAUACGAAUUGUCAAAAACACUAUCUCUCCAUUCACAAGAUGUUCGGGGCGUUUGUGCGAUUUCAAAUGAAUUGUUAGCUUCUGCUUCAAGAGAUGGCACUUACGCCAUAUGGAAGCUCGAGAACGGAUCUUGGACACACUCUGUGUAUACAAAUCACGAUGGUUUUGUUAAUAGUAUUGCCUAUAUCCCUAGAUCAGAUGGCUCGUUGGGCUAUGUUGCUACCGGAGGUCAAGAUAAGACCGUUAUUCUUCACGACAUACAAUCAGAUAAAGCGGAUGUAUAUCUGCUAGGUCAUGAGUCUAAUGUGUGUGCCAUUCAUGGCAUUAACGAAAAUAUAAUAAUCACAGGAAGUUGGGAUGCCACGGCUCGUGUAUGGGCCUUAGGGCAAUGUACUUAUACUCUUCGUGGCCAUUCGUCUUCUGUUUGGGCUGUUCUUGCUUUAGAUGCAGAAACAUUUGUCACCGGAUCUGCUGAUAAAACCAUACGUUUGUGGAAGAAUGGUAAAACUGUGAAAACGAUUAAUGCCCAUAAUGACUGUGUACGCUUCCUUUGUCGUGUUCCCGAUGGUUUUGCCUCUUGCGGAAACGAUGCGACAAUCAAGAUUUGGACGUUGGAUGGUAAACUUUUGCGGGAGCUUAACGGACAUUCAUCCUUUAUCUAUUCACUGUCCUACAAUGCAACUAAAGACAUACUUGUAUCCUCUAGUGAAGAUCGUUCUAUCCGUGUUUGGAAAGAAGAUACUUGUCUGCAGACGAUUACACUUCCUGCUACGAGUGUUUGGUCGGUUGCCUGCACUCCCAAAGGAAAUAUUGUUUGUGGAACAAGUGAUGGUCAAAUUCGUAUAUUCACUACCGAUCCAAGCGAGCUCGGUUCUUCUAGUGAGCGGAAAGCAUUUCAGGAUCAAGUAGCAAACUUUGCCGUGGCUUCUCAACAAAUUGGGAAUAUUCCCAAGGAGCAAUUUCGAAAGGCUGAUGAUUUACAAAGACCUGGAAAGAAGGAUGGAGAAGUUGCUAUGGUUCGUCAUAAUGCAUCCGUUGAUGCUUAUCAAUGGUCCGCAGCUAAGAAUGAAUGGGUGAAAAUUGGACAGGUUGUGGAUGCCGUUACAAACAAUCGAAAACAACUUUAUGAGGGCAAGGAGUACGAUUACGUCUUCGAUGUAGACAUUGAAGACGGUAAGCCCCCUCUUAAACUUCCUGUCAAUGUGACGGACAAUCCGUAUCUUGUUGCUGCAGAGUUUUUGGAAAAGAAUCGACUUCCCAGUACGUACACUGAUCAAGUGGUUGAGUUUAUUCGUCAAAACACACAAGGCAUGCAAUUUGAUGUUCCUACUCAGAACAAAUCUUCCACGACAUCCACUGCAUCUUCCAAACGUCCAUCCCUUUUUCCUAUAGCCUAUUAUACGUUUACCGAGGGAAACCUUGAAGGAAUGCGGAAACGUUUGUUGGUUACUUAUGAAAAGGCUGCAAAGCCUGUGACGGACACACGCUUUCGCGAAUUUCUUUCGCUUUUGCCAAAACUCAAAACUUUAUCAGAGGAUGAAACGAGCCUCUGUAUUGAGGCAAGCUUACUCCUUUUGGACUCAUGGUCUUUAGAAGAAAGGUUUCCGGUACUCGAUGUUUUGCGGCUUGUUGCUCUCCAGCCGCGUGAUUCAUAUGUUCCUGUGCUUACGGAUGCCUUUAUGCAAGUGCUUCGCACAGUUUCCGGACAAGGAAAGUUUGAAAGCAUUAAUCGCAUGUUGGCUUUGCGGGGAUUAGCAAAUCUAAUUCCGCAUAUGAAGGAUUUUGGAGAGUAUACCUCUCAGAUCACGAUCGUUAUGAAUGAACUUUGCCCUAAUGAUACCGACAAAGAUGAAGUGAAGGUAGCAUGGGCUACUUUGAUAAUGAAUAUUUGCACGAAGUAUGAAAGCGACAUUUUGGAAGACCUCUCGAUCGAACUGUUACCCAAAUUGAUCACGUUCCUUGGAAGACAAAGAUUGAACAGUGAAACUGUGUAUCGAACACUUAUGGCACUGGGUACCUUGUGUAUCAUGCCGACUGUUGCAUCUGCCGCAGUACAAGUCUAUGAUGUGCCCAAGUGCGUCAAGCCUGUGGUGUCCAAAUUCGAAAGCGAGUCAAGAAUGAAUGUCGCAUUCAAUGAGCUUGUAAGUAUUUGCAAAGCAAGUCAAUGAAAGAACCGUUUAUUUAAACGGGCUUUGUUAGAUGCACUCGAGCUGGAGGAGCAUAUAUCCGUUCCACUGCUCAUUUGCAAAGCUCAUUGUGUAGCUUUACGGUAAUGAAUAUGACCAUUCCUUAUGUAUUAUAGGACGUUUCAAUAAUAUAUAUACAGCUAAUCUCUUUUUAUUUAACGUUUCUGUAACGACCAACUUCAA
Molecule: messenger RNA, 2555 nt
Organism: Schizosaccharomyces japonicus yFS275
Lineage: Eukaryota; Fungi; Ascomycota; Schizosaccharomycetes; Schizosaccharomycetales; Schizosaccharomycetaceae
Product: WD repeat protein Lub1
Exons: 5
Coding region: 174-2354 (726 amino acids)
Biological process (GO): double-strand break repair via nonhomologous end joining; G1 to G0 transition; ribophagy
Cellular component (GO): nucleus; cytoplasm; cytoplasmic side of mitochondrial outer membrane
Molecular function (GO): ubiquitin-modified protein reader activity; ubiquitin binding; K48-linked polyubiquitin modification-dependent protein binding
Source: RefSeq, a predicted model, not a curated record